UCGUUUUGCGGAAGCGAUUGAAAGCGUGAUUAAAUGCCACAAAUUUCGCGUUACUAGGUCAGUAGCGCUCAUUUGUGAGCACCAUUUUAGCCUGUGUUCUCUUACAGAGUCAUUAACAAUCGCUGAGAUCAGUGUGCUCAAGUUCGUGUUUUCCCGACUCGGACGCCAGUCGACCGUGGAGCCAGCAACUGCACGUGUGCCGGUGAUGCUUCGUGCUAUGCAUGAAAUCGGACCGCAGCCUCGUUUAUCGUAAAGAGAUCCUGGGGGCUCGCCGCUGCUAUAUAUACUCUCCCCGUGACCAUAUAGAUGCAUCGCGGAGUGGGACGAACUGAGUAGUCGGAGCAGCUGUCUGUGCCCGACACGGCCGAUCACAUCGUAUAUCUAUCUGUGAACGCUCGUGGCAGCGAGUGGUUGUUUGGCCUAGCCGCAACACCCUCGGCAAGUGGUAAGCGAGGGCACCGUUCACUGGGAUAGCGCGCGGGAAGUAGCUGUAAAAAGUGCGAGCCGCUGAAGGUUACUGCUGCCUCGAGCGGCGCGCAGCAUGGAGUUUUUGCUUGGCGGGCUGGCCGCGUGUGGUGCUGGCUUUUUCACCAAUCCUCUGGAAGUGGUCAAGACACGUAUUCAGUUGCAGGGCGAGCUGCAGGCUCGCGGACACUACACAGUUCACUACCGCAAUGUGUUUCACGCGUUCUACGCCAUCGGCAAGCACGACGGCCUGCGGGCGCUGCAGAGCGGCCUGUCGCCGGCACUGUGGUACCAGUUCUUUAUGAACGGCACUCGCCUGGGCGCCUACCACAUCAUGGAAGACCUACAGCUCACCAAGAACAAGAACGGCUCCGUCAACGUGGCCCGCAGCAUCGCCGCUGGCGCCGUGGCCGGCUGCGUGGGCGCCUUCGUGGGAAGCCCCCUCUACCUGGUCAAGGUCCAGCUGCAGGCACAGUCGGCAACAUCCAUAGCUGUGGGCUACCAGCACAACCACGAGAGUAUGCUGGCAGCAUUGCUGCGCAUCUACCGAAGAGACCACGUGCGGGGUCUGUGGCGAGGCGUCAAUGCAGCCUUGCUUCGGGUCUCUACUGGCUCGGCAGUACAGCUGACUACCUUCUCCAAGAUCAAGUCUCAGAUCAACCACAUUGCUAUAUUCCGGGACCGGCCUUGGCUUGAAGCACUCGUGGCCAGUUCCGCAAGUGGGUUGGUGGUUGUGGCCACCAUGACUCCAUUUGACGUCUGCUGCACACGUCUGUACAACCAGCCUACAGAUGCCACUGGCAAAGGCGUCAUGUAUAGAAAUGUCUUUGACUGCUUUGCAAAGGUGUUCAAGACUGAGGGCCUUAUGGGUUUCUACAAAGGUGUGACAGCCAGCUUCCUCAGGCUUGGCCCCCACACUGUGUUGAGUCUUGUCUUUUGGUCAGAACUGCGGAGGGAAUACGCUCUCUUUUCACAGCCCACUGUUGAGGCUGCCUGACUACAUUCUGGUCAUGCAUCUAGUUGCUAGCUUCCCAUCGUUGUUCCUUAGACUGAGCCUUCUCUUCAGACAUCCAAGACUUUCACUUGGCGGUUUCAAGUCACUGAAGGUGUGUGGGACUUUAAUGCAACAUGAUUAGUAAUGUCUGUGUGUGCGUGUUGCCUCUUCGCAGCUACAUUGUUGAGAAAAUGUGUUUCGACACUUUGGGCUGAAUGAUCGCUUUCUUGUCCACUUCUCAUGCUGCGGAGAUUGGGAUGUGACAUGCUCUUUUGUAAGGCUGUGCUCAAGGAAGUACAAAUACUGUCUUGUUCAGCGUCCGAAGUAUGGUGCUGCCUUGUAAGUGGACUGAUGGUGUUUUUUAAAUGACAGGAAAAUUUCCGGUGCAUUGUUCCUUGCCCUGUGAAAGCCCUGCAGCCACGAGGAGCACAGAUUUCUCCCCUGUACAGUAUUUAAGCUUUGCUCUGUUUUUAUGGGAAUUGCUCAUCACAUGUGCUUAAUGAAGACUGUUGGCGGUAUGACCAAGGUUGUCCUGACAUACUUUAUUGAGCACAUAUUUUGGGAUAGUCUUUUGCAGAGAUUUUAAGAUUGGUGACUGCAGGGCACGGCAUUGACUGUGCUGAUGGUGGCCCAUGCAUGGCUCUGUGUACAGUUUUCACCUGAGAUGUAUCCACUUGAGCAACAUAGGAGAUUGUUGAGCUAUGGAACAAACUAUGCUGAAGAAGAUGUAAGAGUUUAGGAGUGUACAUUUUGGAUGCUUAAAAGAUGAAAGCCUCGACCAUUGUUUCCAAUAACUGUUACUACGACACCAUGGAAAUAUCUUUCCACUGAUUCUUCUUUCUGCCUUGUCCUAUAGUGGCUUACCUGCUCUUGAGUGUGUUCUUGGCUAGAAGGAAAUGCAGUAUUUAGGGUUAUUUCAACUUUAGUUUGACAUUGUCCCAUCCAAAGAUCUGGGACUUAUUUUUAGGGCAUUCAUGUGGGUAUUUGAUAGCCUAUUGAUGGUUAAACAUUUCCUUUCUCAACAAGCUGCUUGUGUGAGUGGUUGUUUAUUGCAGUUUUGUAAAUAUUGAAGUAUGGAACAAGUAGGCCAGUAUGGCUGCUUUCUUUGCUGCUAAUGUAUAUUAUUGAUCUAUACGUAGUUCCAUUGCUGUGUUGGUGAAACUAGUGCCCGAUUGUUAGAAAUUGCGACAGCUUCAUUUUAUAAGAGGAUGUGUAAUCUAAGCUUAAGACUGCUAUCUUGAGGUGUAAGUCUUUUAUUUCAUUUCACCCUUGUUGACCUGUGAUCUGCGAAAGCACGUAAUGGAAGUGGAGCUUUCUAAAUUUUGAAGAAUCUCAUCUGUGCUCUCAUCUGCUUUUCUUGAACCACUUCACACGCCAUCAUUGUUUGUACUUGAAGUACAUAUCUUACCUGCGACUACUGCUCUUGACAAGUUCAAAAGUGGGUUUAAAAAACUUCUUUCUUUCCUUGUAUGAUGGAAGCAACAUUUAUUGUUUACUGCAGACACUGCUGUUUUGUUGCUGUUCAUGUGUCCUUAUGUUAAAAAGAAUACCUGUAGGUUUGCUUCCUUAUGUGAGCACAGGAACCAAUAUGGAUGUACCAGUGAACACCAACAUGCACUGGAAAGGCAAGGCCCUCUGCUUUUAUUUUGUUGCCUUGUUGUGUAUCCAUGCAUCCAAAUGUGGAGAAACACAUAUACAUGUACAUUAUUAUUCCUAAGACAGAUAUCAUUUUGUUUGACACUUGUUACCCAUUUUGUCAAAGGUGCAUACUGUUGCAGCAUGAACUGGGAAACAAUAAAAAGCAGCCCUAAAGCUU
Rhipicephalus sanguineus (brown dog tick) is the source of this 3275-nucleotide messenger RNA. RefSeq names its product solute carrier family 25 member 35-like. Lineage: Eukaryota; Metazoa; Arthropoda; Arachnida; Ixodida; Ixodidae. The record is from RefSeq and is a predicted model, not a curated record.